UCGGCAACAUCUGUUCACCCCAACAGCAAGAGUGGGUCAGUUCCACCAAAUCUGAAGAGUAGCAUACCUUUUUAUGGCCCUCAAUUUACACCUCCAACAUUUUUGCAACUAGAAAAACGACAUCGAGAUAUUCAUGGCAUCCAAAGAGAAGAGUACGCACUAGGAGUCCAAUUGCAAUGCAAGGCCUGCAAAGAGAAUAAUAAGCAACGUGGUGAUCCUAAAAGUGGAGAAGAUAUGUACUGCUUUGCGACCACAAGUCAUCUAUUCUGGGAGAAGUGGGAAUUUUGGAAGAUCCCUCGUUAG
Molecule: messenger RNA, 303 nt
Organism: Serpula lacrymans var. lacrymans S7.9
Lineage: Eukaryota; Fungi; Basidiomycota; Agaricomycetes; Boletales; Serpulaceae
Exons: 2
Source: RefSeq, a predicted model, not a curated record